Marchantia polymorpha subsp. ruderalis is the source of this 5235-nucleotide messenger RNA. NCBI's taxonomy places the organism in Eukaryota, Viridiplantae, Streptophyta, Marchantiopsida, Marchantiales, Marchantiaceae. The record is from the annotation of a GenBank genome assembly.
UCCUUCAUCAUGGGCCCCGGUUCCUUCGCUUGAGCAGCGAAGCGGAGCGGCUACAUCAUCAUCCUCCCCUACUUCUUCUAUAGCAGCAGGCAGGGAGCCGCCUCGCGCAACAUUACGGGGAUUUGUGGGAGGGAGGGAGGGAGAGAGGGAGAGAGAGAGAGAGAGAGAGAGAGAGAGAAAGGUAGGAAGGAAGAUUAGCAACGCGUGCCAAGGAAGGAAGGAAGGAAGGACGGUAGGACGGUUUGAAAGGGGAGGGCGGGGCAGCAUUAGAGAUCCGUGGUGGAGGUGGCCGUCGUCGUCGUCGUCAUCGUGGGGUUGAUGUUCUUUUUGGUUCGUUCGGGGGAUUGUUUUGUUUGGUUGUUGUUGAUUGCACAGUGGUCUUUCUGACCCGGUUGCUCCGCAGUGCACUCCUCCUCUAGCGCUUGCUCGGCUGCUCGAAAGCUGGCGUGGCUUGCUUGCCUGACUCAUUCAUCUGUUCCAUUCUCUGGAGGAUGGAGCAAGGCUUGCCGCGGCGACCUCUUUCUUAUUAUGGUCUCCUCUGUCCGCUAAUGUUUCCUUUCUUCGCGAUGCAAGCUCGGCAGCUGAGAGCCUGUGAGAGCGAGCAUCUCUCGUGUUUUGUUGUUGCUCUUGGAAAAGUAGAGCUCGCCCAACCUGGAUGGUCGUCUUCUGACUGACCUCUUUCCGAUACCGGGAUCGUUUCUGCCGUGCCUUGGCACGGGCAACAUUACUCCUCACUCUCAUGUCAGCACCAAGGGAGGGAGUGAGCGAGCGAGCGAGUUAGUGACGGGAGCACACACACACACACAUACACAGCGAGCUAGCAACAGAUACAGGUCGGAGAUUUCGCAGCCCAGAAAGUGGCAACGAGAUAGCACUCUCUUUGGUGGACGGCUGGCAAGCUGUUCACAGAUGGUAGAGCGCUAUGAACGAGAUCAUCGGCCUUUGGGAGUCUACGAAUUUUCACCUCACCACCCGGAUAAGUUUUGUUUCCGUCGUCUCGCGGCCAUAAUGCGCACUCUCCGGAUGUCAGAGUGCCAUAGGGCUAUCACAAGAAGCGGGCUCACUUGUUAGCAGAAAUCUGUAAUAUGAAGAAAUUCAGCACCGGUGGAUGAACCAAAGCAGUAAGGAUCCACAAGUGGGCUCCAGGAUCAAGUCGAUUACAGCAGUCUCUCACAGCAGUCUCUGUGGCAAACUGCCUGCGGAUCAGCCAUGGACUAUCCAAGGGUAGACCGGCAUCGUUCUCAGGGAUAUGACGUAAAGACGGAGAGUCCUCGUACUCCUCACUACUUGAAAGAGCAUCAACGAGCUCCUUAUGAUUCAGCAACCACACCGAGGUCGUCUGCUGCAAACGCACUCAGGUCGUCUUUGGAUGGUAGAGACAUGUCACGGUCCUCUCUCGACAUCAAAGACAUAGUGCGAGCUUCUUUUUUGCGAGAGAGGGCUCGGACUUCAGUGGACAGAGAAAGCAGUCAGCGAUCGUCUGUCGAGCCAAGGGAGCGGGAGUCACCUCGUUUUGGCAGUCUCAAGCUCAAAGACCCUCCUCGGUUGUCAAUGGAUGGACGUGGAGGAGAAGGACGUGCGGAGACUCCGAGAUCCUUAUCUUCGCCGCGGUUAUCUGUGAGGUUGAAGGAAGCUGUGCGUGCAGCCGUGGAAGGCCGAGGAGAACACCUUCGCUCAUCUAGCGAGUCGAGUGAGGUGCUGGGCGGUUCGGUUCCCAGGUCCCGAGAUACACCUCGAAGUUCGUCGGAGAGUAGACUUCUGGUCGAACUGCGGGAGUCGCCCCGUCUCUCUAGAGAUGCGCCCCGCUACUCUUGCGACGGGAGAGAUGUCCUUCGGCUGUCAGUGGACUCUUCCAAGGAUACUCUUCGGGCCGCUGCACAGAGAGCCAGAGACUCUCCUCGGCUUUCUGUCGACGGGCGCGGAUCUCCCCGCCUGUCGCGUGAACUCGUCAGCAGCGGUCACGCGAAGGAAGCAGCUGUAGUGAAUUCUUCUCAACUUCAAUCCCUGCGUUCAGAGAUCGAUGGGAGAGAUCAGUUGGCUGCGGAGCAGCGCAGGCGGGUACCGAGCUUGGUUGCCAGGCUUAUGGGGUUGGAAGAUCUGCCGGACGACCAGCAUUCUACUCUGCUCUCUACGACGCCACCGAAGAAGCCCUCAAAAGAGUCCAAAAUAUUGAAGGGUCUGUUGCAGUACACCCCCCUUACGGAAAUCAAGCCAACCACCGAGCGCAGACCAGUAGAUCUGCAUAAUGUAGAUUUCUAUAAAUCCAGGCCUUCGAAGAGUCCGUCUGAAAAUGCAGCGUCACAUCCAUCAGCUGGAUCUCAGACUGUCUGGAAGGCCAAUCAAGAACCACUUGGACACCUUAAGUUAUCCCCCAGGCAACUAGGUGUAGAAGCUAUGCCUUCUGCCUUCAAACAACAAGAGACGAGAGAAAUUGGUGCUCUUCGGCAUAAAGUGGUUCAGACUAUACCGAAGCAAUUGACGGAAGCUGUAUUGACCGUUCUGAAGCAUUCUGAUGAUAGCAAACGAAUGCCAAUGAGUUAUGCGGACAUGGAGAAUCGCCUGCGUCAACUAAGGUUACGAAGCUCUCUUCAGGAGCACAAGACUCUCAGGCAAAUCUUGGAGGCAAUGCAAAUGAAGGGGCUACUAAAUGCUCCAUCACGCAGCAAAGAAGCUUCGGAAGAGGUGAAGGAAUCCAGGCAGCAAGUUGACCCACGACAGCAGACUACUCCAAGGCAUAUUAUGUUGCCUAAAUCUCAGGAUUACAGCUCGGAAUCGACGAAGGUCAGGAAUCUUCAGGAACUGCGAAAGCUGGGAUCGAAAUUGCAGGAUCAAGUCUUUGGUUCCAAUGGCUCAGAGGGUACCAAAGUUUCGAGACCACAACUCCAACCUGUGUCGAAAGCAGGAAAUGAUGUUGAUCAGUCUCUACUAGAGGCCUCAAUUGUGGUCAUGAAACCAAUUGGCAAGCCCGUCAAGAAAAGCCGGGCCCAGAAUCCCGCCAUGCUAGUGGAGAGCAUGCCUGGUGCAAGAUCUCCUCAAGGAGGAAGAGAAAGUUCCGGAAAGAGCAGUCCAUGGGGGAGUCCUGUCAAUCGACCUGCAAGGACUCAACCUGGGUAUGGUUUCGGACGCGAACCCACGAAUCGCUUUAACUCUGAGGAGAGUGCGUCGUUUAAACGACGUGACAGGAUUAUCGCCAGAGGUGCACGGGAAAUUCAGUCUGAACCCUCAACACCCAGAUCACCGAAGCUCAUAUCUCUGCCGCAACCUACCGGAAAGCUCCGAUUGUCCGGAUCUAAAGAAGCACCAGAGAAGCCCUCAAAUAAAAUGGUCUCCAGUUCAGGGAGCAAAAAUGGUGAGAGCAGAAAUGGUGAGAAUAGCAGAAGGUCGAGAUCCACUGUCACGAAAGAGAAGGAGGAACCCUCGAAACUGCUCUCAAGUUCUUUGAGGUCACAGUCUAGUCGCGACUUGUUGGGCUUGCGAAAGUCUGCGCUAGAAACGGAGCCAACGAAGGUUCUGCGAAGGAGCAAUUCGGACGGAAAAAUUCAGUUCCCAGUAGAUAAAGAGAGGCUGGCCGGAAGUCCACCUGAAGUCACCGUUUUGCGCACUAGGUCUUCAUCAGGGAAAAGCAGAGUUUCGUCGUCUGAUAACGAGGCUCCUGGUACUCCUACAAAGAAAAAGCUUGUUUUGAGUGGGGCUAAACCGAGCGUUUCUGGAGAGAGAACGAAGGACAAAAGUUCGUCUGCCACGUCUGCUACUCAAGGCAGCACAACACCUAGAAGUUUAUCUAGGAAUAUGGCAGCAGAGUUUGCCAAGAAAAAAGAGGAGCAGAUUUGUUCCGCGGAACCUCGUAUGCAGGUACGAGUCACAGAUGGCGAUGCAACAGAACAAAGCAGUGUCCGAACGCCGUUGGUAGGACUUACCAACAGGCUUCAAAAUGCUGAGGUUGGAGAUCUAGAACAGAGGGACAAUCAAGGCUUGAGGACACCCCGAGGAAGUAUAUUAGUGAAGAAGGUGUUAUCAAACCAGGAGGAUGAUAACUUGGUGGCUGAGAUCAUCGACAUGGUGGCAGACCAAGCCCAACCUAGCCCCAUUUCAGUCCUUGACAGUGCUGCUUUUCAAGAGGACUUUUCACCUCUUCAACUCAGCAAGAGCUUGGAUCCAGAUGAAGGUCUUUAUAAUAAUGCGCAGAGCAUCACCACACAGAUUGUACAGGAAGCCGAUACAGCUCUGCAAGACUCGGUCAAGGGAGCUUUUGAAGCUGUCUCCGCUGUAGAAAACAAUGUACACCAGCUUCUCCUUCUCAGAGACUCUUCCAAGAUUGUUCCUCCGCAAGGCGAAGAUAAAGUCAUAGCAUUACAAGAGAAUGAGGAGAGGAUCUAUGUGCGAGAUGUUCUACUAGUCUCUGGUGCUACAAUGGGAAUCAAGGCAGUGAAUCCAACUGGGAAUCCCAUUGAUAGCACUGUAUACGACUAUCUAGAGGAAAAGAAAGGAAUUGCUGAUUUUGGAUGGGAGAAGAAGAUCGAUGGUGUCCGAGAUUCAGUCAAGUGUGAGGGUGAGAAAGCAAGGCAAGCCAUGGACCGGCGGAUGCUCUUCGAUACGGUGAACGAUAUUCUGACAACAAUGCUGGUCCCUUAUGUAAAUGUGAAGCCUUGGAUACAAGGUUUGGUCUUACCACCUCUGAGGAAAAGACCCAGUGGUCAAAGACUCGUUCAGGAGGUCUGGGAUGAGUUGCAAGCCCUCCCGCCUCGGGAACCUUGUGAUGACAUCUGUGACAGUCUCUAUAUCAUUCUGCAGAAGGACCUUACACUUCCAUUGAAUGCCUGGACAAGCUUUAGUGAAGAAGUUGAAGAAGUAGGUUUGGAGAUAGAAAGGAUGAUUUUUAAGGAACUAGUUGAUGAAAUGGUGUGCUACAUGUCCCAUACUUCCGUGGGAAAUGGGCUUUCCGAACUCUGAGAAGCCCUGUUCACGAUUUGGUUCUGUAAAUUAGUAGGAUAGUGAAAGUACUUAACAAAAGGCAAACAUAUUCCCUGCAAAACUGGCAACCGACGAAUACAUCUGAAGCCCCUUCCUCUUUCCACCAUUUUGUAGUGGCGAUGAAAGGAGUCUUCCAGCAAUUGCUGGACACUAAGUCCGUGGUCGUGUCCCAAUUCGCUGGGCACUGCACUACUUUUCUGUAUCAAUUGACCCAUUGAUAAGUCUAUACUUUAAUUUCAGGAGUCAAACAUCAUCUUAUGAUUC